Solanum verrucosum is the source of this 2258-nucleotide messenger RNA. RefSeq names its product 65-kDa microtubule-associated protein 6-like. Gene Ontology annotation, biological process: microtubule cytoskeleton organization. Gene Ontology annotation, molecular function: microtubule binding. The record is from RefSeq and is a predicted model, not a curated record. The transcript is spliced from 12 exons. Bases 158 to 1963 code for a protein of 601 amino acids. Gene Ontology annotation, cellular component: spindle; cytoplasm. Lineage: Eukaryota; Viridiplantae; Streptophyta; Magnoliopsida; Solanales; Solanaceae.
CUUGCUAUUUUGAUCCAAACAAAGGGUAGCUGCUUUCUUGGUUCAUAUCAUUGGCCCCCUUUUGUUUCUGUUGAUUGAAAAGACAGGAUAAAAGUACUGUUGGCUUUAUAUUAGCUUUUCUUGAAGGAACCUAAUUGAAUUUGUGCUGUAAAAGGAUAUGAUGCUGGCUUUUGCAAGUCCUUCCUGCUGCAGUGUCCAUACAAGUUCAACUUGCCAUACUUUACUUAGAGAACUAGAGCAAAUAUGGAAGGACAUUGGAGAGACUGAAGCUGAUAAAGACCAUAUGCUGUCGGAGCUGGAGAGAGAGUGUUUGGAAGUUUAUCGAAGAAAAGUUGAAGAAGCUGCAAAUACAAAAGCAUGUCUUCAUCAAUCUGUUGCAACCAAAGAAGCCGAGGUUGCAACAUUAAUGGCUGCUCUUGGUGAACUCAAUGUUAAUUCACUGAAACAGCCAGAGAAGAAGUCAGCAUCAUUGAAGGAGCAACUAGCAUUAGUUACACCACUUAUCGAUGAUUUAAGAGUUAAGAAAGAUGAAAGAGUUAAGCAGUUUGCAGAUGUAAAGACACAAAUCGACAAGAUAACUAGUGAGAUUUCCGGGUAUUCUAAUAUCAUCAAUGCCGUGAGUUCCUUAAAUCUGGAAGAUCAUGACUUGUCACUGAGAAACCUCUCCGAAUACAAAUCUCAUCUUCGUGCUCUUCAAAAGGAGAAGUCUGAACGGAUCCAAAAAGUUGUGGACUGUGUAAAUGAGGUGCACUCUUUGUGUGGUGUGCUGGGGCUGGAUUUUGGCAAAACUGUGAGUGAUGUGCAUCCAAGCUUGCAUGAAACAAGCCUGGGACAAUCCACUAACAUUAGCGUCAGCGCAUUGGAAAGUCUUGAACAGGCCAUCUUCAGACUGAAGACAGAAAGAAAAGUUCGAUAUCAGAAGCUAAAAGAUGUUGCUGGAUUGUUGUUUGAGCUUUGGACCUUAAUGGAUACAACCAGAGAAGAAAAGAGUAAGUUAUCGAGGAUCACUUGCGUUCUUCGUCUUUCUGAGGCAGAGGUUACAGAACCAGGUGCUCUUUCUUUGGAGGUUAUUCAACAGAUAUCGACAGAAGUGGAGAGGCUGACCAAAUUGAAAGCAAGCAGGAUGAAGGAGUUGGUCAUAAAAAGGAGAGCAGAGCUGGAGGACAUAUGCUACAAAAACCAUAUCGAUCCUGAUCCAAGUACUUCAGCCGAUAAAUCUAGUGCAAUGAUAGACUCUGGUCUUGUGGACCCUUGUGAACUCCUGGAAAAUAUUGAAGCACAAAUAAGCAAAGCAAAGGAUGAAGUUUUAAGUCGAAAAGAUAUAAUGGAUAAAAUAGACUGGUGGCUUUUUGCUUGUGAGGAGGAAAACUGGCUUGAAGAUUAUAACCAGGAUUAUAGACGUUACAGUGGUGGAAGAGGUGCUCACAUAAACUUAAAGCGGGCUGAGCAAGCUAGAAUUAAAGUGACUAAAAUUCCAGUCGUGGUUAACGCUUUGAUUAACAAGACACUAGCUUGGGAAGAUGAGAAACAGAAGUUGUUUCUUUAUGAUGGGGUGAGAUUGGUGUCAAUAUUGGAGGAUUACAAAGUGGUUAGACAGCAGAAAGAAGAGUCAAAGAAACGUGCUCGGGAUCAGAAGAAACUCCAUGAUAUGCUGCUGGCAGAGAAGGAAUCUGCAUAUGGUUCCAAACCUAGCCCGAGAAGAAGCAGCAGCUUUAGGAAGGCAAAUGGUUACCAUGCCAAUGGACAUGGAUCUGUUACACCCUCGCCACGCAGGAGCUCAAUGUCUUGUGCAACUCCAGAGCUCUUAACACCCCGUUCCAACUCUGUGCGGCACAAUGGUUAUUUCAAGGAAAUGACAAGGCUCUCUACCGGCCCUCUCAACUUUGUGGCUAUGGCUAAAGAAGAUACCGUGUCAUUCUCUUCUAUUUCCGGUUCUGAUCCAGAAUCUCCACUUCAAGCUUGAACUCACAAAUUGAGUUGGUAUGUCUGUCUCAUCAAUUUUCUAUCAAAUUAUAGAGUUCAGUGUCAUUUCAAUUCUGGACUUUUCAAGAAUCUCUUUCUUGAAAAUAAUUUUUUUCGCUACCCUCUCGUGAUAUUUUUUUAGAACUCAUGAAUAAGUGUUUCAGUUCUUACUUGUGGUGUGAAAGCCAUCUAAUCAUUCGUUUAUUGUCCUCCUAUUAUACUUUAUAUUGCUCUGCCUAUUACUUUAAAGUGCAUCUGAUGAAUUGCUUCAACGUCGAAUACUAUUGUUUCAACUU